AUGACAUCUAAUGGAAAAAAGUCAGACGAGAAUUUGAAGGAAGCAAUAAGGAGACGGGGAGUGAUUAAAGGGAAGUUAACUCGAUUUGGUACAUUUUUUAAUGGAUUCUUAAAAAAUGACAAAAGAAAUUUCACCGAGUUGAAGCUUCGAUGUGAUAAAUUGAACGCAUUGUAUGAUGAAUUUGAUACAGUUCAUACGGAAAUUGAAGAGUUCGACGAUUCCGCGGAUCAGCAAAGUGAAAACGAAUUCUUUGCUAUCCAAGCUGCCGCUUUGGAGGAAGGUGAAAAUCAUCGGCUAUCAAAUAUACCGACAUCAACUCAACCAUAUCAACAAAAUGAUAGUCAAUUGUUUCAACUGCACCGUAUAAGAUUACCAGAGUUUUCCGGUGGGUACGAAAAUUGGCAACCGUUUCGAGACAACUUUAGUGUGAUGGUCGAUAAGAAAAACAUUUCCGCGGUACAAAAGCUCCAAUAUCUGCGUUUAUCUCUCUCGGGGUCUGCUGCACAAUUGAUUAAUAGUUUAGAAAUCACUGACGUGAAUUACCAAGUAGCUUUCGAGUUACUUACAAAACGUUUUGAAAAUAAGCGUCUAAUUGUACAGUCACAUCUAUCCAAACUGUUCGCGGUUCAACGACUUGAAAAGGAAUCCGCAAUAGAAUUACGUGUUUUUUACAAUACAUUCACAAGACACUUAGGUGCAUUAAUGGCAGUUGGCACCUUUAGUAUUCAUUGCUGCCUCAAAAUUAUAUGCUAG
Macrosiphum euphorbiae (potato aphid) is the source of this 753-nucleotide messenger RNA. The record is from the annotation of a GenBank genome assembly. Lineage: Eukaryota; Metazoa; Arthropoda; Insecta; Hemiptera; Aphididae.